Messenger RNA from Funneliformis mosseae, 1128 nucleotides. Lineage: Eukaryota; Fungi; Glomeromycota; Glomeromycetes; Glomerales; Glomeraceae. The record is from the annotation of a GenBank genome assembly.
AUGUCUUCUCAAAGAGUUAUUUCAGUGAACUCGAAUCCUUCACGUCCAAUUUGCAGGUAUUUUGUUAACGGAUGUUGUAACAGAGGGGAAAGUUGUCAUUUUUUGCACAUACAAGAAGAUAGUAGUAGUUCUCAAAGCAAUAGUAACAGUGAGGAUACUGCACAAUCCAACCAGAGUAAUGGGGAAAGUUCUUCCUCAACGUCGAAUAAGCCAAAUUCUAACUCGAGCCGCCAUAGAAAUAAGAGUGCUCCUGAAGAUUCACCGAUUUGCAGAUUCUUCUUGGAAAAUCGUUGUAUGUUUGGAGAGUCCUGUUGGAAUAGACAUGAAAAACCCGAGAAUGACACUAAUAUAGAGAGUUCUACUAGCACUAAUUGUAGUCAGAAAAAUGACUUGAAAAAUCCAAAAGACAAACAAAAAGCAAAAGAGGUUGUUGAAGAGGAGUAUACAUGUGCUAUUUGCUAUGAAACUCCUAAAAUGUUUGGAUUGCUUGUACAAUGCGAUCAUAUAUUUUGUCGCAAUUGUAUACAAGAAUGGCGCAAAACAAGUAACGUCUCAAGUCCUUUUCAAGAUGUUGAUACUACCAAGACAUGUCCCGUGUGCAGAAAGAAUUCUCCAUACAUUGUCCCAUCACCUCGUUUUGCAAAAUCAGGAACUCAAAAGGAUCAAAUAAUUUCAACGUAUAAAGAAAAAAUUUCUCGUAUCCCUUGUAAAUACUUUGAAGAAUCUAGAACAUGCCCUUUUGCUGAUGCUUGCUUUUAUCAGCAUGCUAAUCCUGAUGGAACGAGAUGCAACUUGGGACCUCCUAUCAAACGAAAGAAGAGAUCAUAUCUUUCAAGCAAUUUCAGAUACAUGUCAGACAGUGAUAUCGAUUUGUCUAUUUCUGAAAUUAUUGGUGGUUUACACUUUAACUUUUCUAGUUGGGACGUUGAAAUGGAAUACGAUGAGAAUACUGGUGGUUGGGGCGAUGCUGACGAUGACGACGAUGAGGAAGAUGAGAAUGAAGUAAUCAACUUGCGUGAAAACCAUUCCUGGGAUACUCCAACAACAGACUGGGAUACUCCAACGACAGACUGGGCUGGCAACACACAUGGGUGGGAUAGUUGGGAAACAGACAAUAUGGAAUGGUAG